GAAAUCUACAUCAUAUACUUAUAUAGUUUAAACUACAAGAAUAUUAUGUUUAGAUUUAUAAUACCAUUCAUGUUUUGAAUUGCCUAAACUGAAACUGGAUUUUAUGGUAUAGAGGUGGGAUUGUCAUAUUAACACUGUGGAUUUAAUGAAAAAUGUCAAGACCACUUUCCUCAAGUGGUAGAAAGUCUGCAACCAAUGUUAGAAAUAAUAUAUCCAGACCGAAUACAACUAACGAUCUUCUCAGUAGAGAGGAAGAAUACAAGAGGUUGAAUGAAGAAUUGGAAGCAAAAACUGCAAAUCUAGUCAAAGAAGCCGAAGAAGUACUUAAAGAGCAAGAAAGCCUUUUGUCCAAACCAAGCUUGUUGGACACUAUCAAUACCGAUGAUUUUCUGAAUGAUUAUGAGGAAGAAGAAAAGAAGUUAUCUGCAAGAGCAACUAAUUCAAGGACAGGGUCUGCCCAAGGAGAACAGUCAACAAGAAGUAGGCCGCCAUCCAGCAAACUCAAGAAAUCUGCAAAAUCUAAGGCUAGAAAUACCAAAUCAAACCUCAAUGAGGAUGUGGCAACAGUGGAUGAUGCCUUUCUGACAGAAUUCAAGGAGUUUUCUCUCCAUAAAACAAUCAGUAACAUUGAGGGGCAGAUGGAGCAGGGAGAGUUAGAGGAGGAUGAAGAUGAUGAUGUCUUGCCUCAGGCUGCUGCUGAUAUGGGAGCAGAGGCUCAGAUCAGAUUUCUGAAGGCUAAGUUACGAGUAAUGCAAGAAGAGUUGGACAGGUUGGCCCAAGAGUGUAAUAAAAAGGAAGAAGAAAACAAUGCCUUACUUCAAAGAGUGAAAGAAUUAGAUGAUGAUAGAAACAGGUUACAAAGGACAAACUCAACCCAGCAGACCCAAAUAGACAAGUACAAGAGGUUGGCAGAUGAUGCUAAGGGGAAAUCUGACAGCCUUGAAAACCAGUUGACUGGAUUAAGAAAGGAGUUAGAUUCUCUGAAGCGGUCUCAAAAACAGCAAUCUACAACACAGAGUGCCACAGAGGUCAGACUAAAUAGGGCACUAGAAGAGGUGGAAAAAUACAAAUCUGAAUUACAUAGAGCAAAGUCUGCAUCAAAGGAUACAAAAGAUGCUGAAAAGAAAAGGAUUGAUCAACUUCUAGCUGAAAACAAGAGAUUAGAGAAGCAGAAAAAUGAACUCAUGACAGGUUUCAAGAAGCAGUUAAAGCUGAUUGAUAUCCUAAAGAGACAAAAAAUGCACAUAGAAGCGGCAAAAAUGCUACAGUUUUCAGAGGAUGAAUUUGUUAAAGCACUUGAAUGGGGCAAUUAAUUUUCAUUGACUGGCUCCUGUUAUCAACAACAUUUAAUAAUUUAUUAUAAUUUAGGAAUGAUUACCAAAGCUACCCAUUGUAUUCAUCAUGAACUUUGUCGCCUAAGAUACAAGUUGAGUCACCGUUGUCUUACAAGGCCUUAAGAACUCUUCCUUAAUUUUUAAACCUGGUAUGUUGGCAAAAAGCAUUCAUCUAAUGCAAAAUGGUGUUACGUACCUUGUUUAAAUGUAGAUAACAAAGACUACUAGUAUGCUUGUGUCAUUGUUCAUCUUGUUCAAGAAGUUGGUGCUGGUAUAUGUCAUGUUUGUUGUCAAUUUGACUAAAUGCUAGAAAGUAAAUAAAA
Molecule: messenger RNA, 1657 nt
Organism: Lingula anatina
Lineage: Eukaryota; Metazoa; Brachiopoda; Lingulata; Lingulida; Lingulidae
Product: testis-expressed protein 9
Source: RefSeq, a predicted model, not a curated record